Diaporthe amygdali is the source of this 1107-nucleotide messenger RNA. Its product is annotated as alpha-ketoglutarate-dependent sulfonate dioxygenase. Lineage: Eukaryota; Fungi; Ascomycota; Sordariomycetes; Diaporthales; Diaporthaceae. Gene Ontology annotation, molecular function: 2-oxoglutarate-dependent dioxygenase activity. The transcript is spliced from 7 exons. Bases 1 to 1107 code for a protein of 368 amino acids. The record is from RefSeq and is a predicted model, not a curated record. Gene Ontology annotation, cellular component: cytoplasm.
AUGGCUCCUUCUGCUACUCAAGCCGAUUUGAUUUCUGUUGAGCCUAUGAACGGGCUACAUUGCAAAAGUCAAUCGUCGACUGCAUCAAGGCUGAGCAGGCCGCUGACUUACUCGGGAAGCCUGGACUCAUAUCGACAAUUUGAUACAACCUCUAUCAUCGGGCGAGAAUUUCCUGAACUUCAGCUGAGCGAAAUACUGCAUGAUGAUACCAAGAUCCGGGACCUAGCUACACUUGUAUCCCAGCGUUGCGUUGUUUUCUUUCGGAACCAGGAUCUGAAUAUUGACGACCAGAAAAUCCUGGGCCAAAAGCUUGGCGAGCUCUCUGGAAAACCUGAGACUUCUAAGCUACACCGCGAUGCCCUGGCGAAUAGUAAGCGAGGACUUGCUAUCGAUGAAAAGGGGAGGCUGGAUGACGAGGUAUCAAUCAUUUCGUCCGAACAAGCCGGAAAGUACUUCAAAGAGCGGGUCACGCUUGCCACUAAGAAAAUUGCAAGUGUCGGCUGGCAUGCCGAUAUCUCUUUCGAGAAUAUUCCUUCGGACUAUGCCAUUCUGAAGAUGAUUCAACCCAACGAGGAUGCAGGUGGUGAUACAUUAUGGGCAUCCGGCUAUGAGGCCUACGAUCGUCUCUCGCCAGCUUUCCAAAGACUUGCUGAAGGGAUGACAGCUACACAUUACCAACCCGACUUUCUAGAGGUGAAGAACAAGUACGGUGAAGAACUUAUUGAUGACUACCGCGGUUCGCCCGAAAACACCGGGCUUGAGUUCAAAGCUGAGCACCCGGUGAUUCGAACGAAUCCUGUAACAGGAUGGAAAAGUCUUUUUGGUGCCUGUCAUCAGGUCAAAUUCGGCUGGUACAAUGAUGUGACACCAAGGGAAAGCGACAUUCUCAAGGCUUACUUCAAUCAGCUUAUCUACGAGAAUCACGAUCUCCAGGUGCGGUUCCGUUGGAACAAAAAUGACAUUGCAAUAUGGGACAAUCGCUCAACAUUCCAUACUGCCACACACGGGAAGCGGAAGGGUAACCGCGUUGUCUCUUUGGGCGAAAGGCCUUAUUUUGAUCCUGAGUCGGUCUCUCGCCGUCAAGCUCUGGGACAGGCAAUAAAGUGA